UAACUUAUGAAUUACAUUUAUAGAAAUCUUUUUCUACAGGAAAUUAUUUUUAUGAAUGCUAUUUGAAUCUAGUUAUAUUUUUCGACAUAUAUUUUGAGUAUUGCUUACGUGUUUUUAUUUUCCGCAGGUAAACAUUUGAACUAUGCGGUUACGCAUUCUUACUAAAAACUUCCCGUUUCUAUGUGAACAACUGACAACAGCACAGGCAAAAUUUCAACUGCUUGCAAAACAACAUUAUUAUCAUCGGACGACGAAAUAAUUAUUUCCGAUUCCACGUUCAACUGUAAGCGAUGCGAUUUGCCAAGGGUCACCAUUGUUACAAAGUAAUAAUCGCCGUAUUUGGGAAGAUCAAUAGUUGGAGAAAUUAUUCUUUCAAUCUUUUCCCACGUCACGUAGUCUAAAAUCUCAAGUAGAACUCUUGCCCAACGUUCCGUAAAUUUUAAAACAAUGAGAUCUUCGAGUAUGAGAAGUGUGUUCCGACUUCUGGAUCAUAUCAGCAGCAUUCUUUCCGUUCUGGCUUUAGUGUUGAUUUACAACCAUGUCUCAAAUAAGCACGAAACAGGCGAGUUGUGGCAAAGAGAGGUUUCAUCAAACUCUCCAUCACUGCCGGAUGACGCUAAGAAUAUCAUGGGGAAAUUACCAGUUCAAGUUUGGUCAAACGUUUGUGGCGGAAAAUUGUUUAAUUUACUCAACUCUCCUUUCUUUCCACGGUUCUUCGACGAGUUAUACUUCAUUUCGAACACAAGGAUUCAUUUAAAUCGAAGCAACUACGGCCAGCGUGUAUUCGGUUAUCUACACCCACCAGAAACCGGUUAUUACAAGUUUGUUCUGUAUUCUGAUGAUGGAUCAGAGUUCUGGUUUGGUGCAAAUCAGAGUUUAGGGAGUUUAAAAAUUGCCUCGAGCGUGGCCACACGUGAUCGCGUUGGCAGCGCUCCUGUCGGUGAAAUUUGCUUCGAUUCACAGAUUUCCGAUGAUUUUCUGCUCGAAAAGGGCAAUAAAUACCCCCUGGAGAUUAUUCAUCUGCAAGGCACUGGGGCUGAUUUUGUGGAACUGCAUUGGAUCCGACCUGGGAAGCAUUAUUUGGAGGUCAUAACAUCCGAGUACAUUUCACAUUCCGUGGAAUCGCAAUCGGUGUCUCAAAUUACAUCUUCGAAGGGUUCAUCAAAUAGUCAAUUAGGAAUUACAAAGCCUUAUCUCGUCUCGUUCCUCACGGACAGUGCUGUGGAACGCACGCUCUCCACGUGCAGCUAUACGCUUCCAACCGCGACUAAGCCGGGUAUGCGCCGUUUGCAGGGAAACAAAGCUAUUCAAGAAAUAAUCACAGUAACUAAUGAUGACCGGAAAUGGCAGGAAAAUGAGGAAGCUAAGUUGGUGGUAGAUCUUUUUGUGGCAGGACUCGAAAAAAUUUUCCCAAAAAAGUAUCUCGUCGAGAGAAUUCUUACCCUCGAGCGUAUGGUAACAAAUGAAGAGAACAAUGUUGUUCUUUACUUUCUAGAGAUAGAAUUAAGCUGUGAUGCUUUAGAUUACCCGGAGAGAGUCGCAGAGUAUGUCUAUUUACAAAACAACGAACAAGGUGAAAACCCACGAGGGAAGAACGCGCAACUUUGUUAUCCGAAGGGUCUGGACUGGAAGAAAGAAGUUGCAGUUCAUUUGAUUAUCGCCGUUGAUUGUGAAGGUCAGCGGCUACAUCGUUUUAUUGAAAGAGCGGAACAAAUUUUGCAAGGAAGCCUAGAGGUCGAUUUUCAGUUAGUGGUUAUACACUCUGGAAAAUUAGGCUUGGACGUCGAAAGGACUCUGCAAACCACGUCGUUGCAGAAGUACAAGGUUGAAAAAUUGAACGGGGAGUUCUCUUGGACGCGCGCCAUUAAUGCCGGAGUAAGACUGGUGCGGGAUGCUCAGAGUAUUGUUCUAACUACUGAUGUAUAUAUGGAUUUGGCGCCGGAGAUUUUUGAAAAUUGUCGAAAGCACUGCAUAGGAGGGAGGAUGGCAUUUGCGCCCAUCCUUUUCAGCUUAAAAUGUGGGGCGUUUCCUGCUGAACCGUAUGGAUCGUGGGAUGACCAUGGUUACCAGAUGAUUGGCAUGUACAAGAGCGACUGGAAUCGGCUUGGAGGACUGAACGAAGGCACUGCAGAUCAUUUAGCCGCCUGGGACUUGAUGGAUCGCAUUCUAUCCAGCGGUAUGUACGUGGCACGUGUGAAGAGUCCAAACCUGUUUCGCCUGUUUUAUCCCAAGCCACGUGAUUUGAAUGUUCCAGAAUUUUGAAGUUGUCAAUUUCAUAAAAGAGGAAGUUACUUGAGGAUAAAAAAUGACUUUAUAUAUAGCGAUAAAAAAGUUAGAAGUGGACAUCGAAUAAACAAGAGAGAAGUCUGUCACAACUUUUUGUAGAAAAGGAUCAAAUACUCCGUUUCGUUCUAACUCCCUUGUAAGCUUAAUCUUACAACGAUAAGACCGAAAUCAGUGUACAAGGAAUAUCAGAUAGAAAGACUGCACUCUCUGAGAUUCUUGAAAGUCAAUUUCUUUGCAAAACAGUAGACUUCUUUGGAAGUAUUUCAAUUGAUAUUUACCAAUCAAAUAAAAAACUGGCCUAUUUACGUAUUUCCAUUGGCCUGCUUCCAUUAGGCCUAGCUACAAGUUGCCGAUGAAUCCCAAAAAAGUUGCC
This is a messenger RNA of Stylophora pistillata, 2659 nucleotides long. RefSeq lists its product as uncharacterized. NCBI's taxonomy places the organism in Eukaryota, Metazoa, Cnidaria, Anthozoa, Scleractinia, Pocilloporidae. Gene Ontology annotation, cellular component: Golgi cisterna membrane. Gene Ontology annotation, molecular function: acetylgalactosaminyltransferase activity. The record is from RefSeq and is a predicted model, not a curated record.